UGAAAAUUCUGAUCAUUUUAAUAAUAUUGAUGCAUAAAGGCAUAAUGAUGCCUAUACACAAACCCAGUGAAGCUCUGUAAUGGCAAAGAAACAACAAACAGCACUUUAAUUAUGUCUAGCUUUUAAAUUCUCUACCUCUCCUCCAUUAGAGCACUGCAUGAUGGAUGAUCGUGUAACAUGUCAGCUAGCUUUAUUGUGAUGUUCUGAGAUAUCAAACUCCAACAUUUCUCGUAGAAUAUUACAUUACAUGUAGGGAGAAAAAAAAAGAGGACGUCUAACAGGAUAUUAAAACAGGAUCAUUGGAAAAACCAGCACUUCCUGCAUAGUCGUGGGCCGUGAGCGUCAACAGUUCGGUGUUUUCCACUGCUAGAAACCCCGAGAGAGAAAGUGAAACUGAAGCACAGACUGAGAACUUCUCUCACAAACACACAGAAGGAUCUUUAAAGCGUGCAUUCCAGAGGCUGGUCUCUGAGAGCCAACACUCACUGAAUCUGAAUAAAUGGGAAACUCAUCAGGAUUAAACACGGACUCGAGCGAAGCAUCUCCGAUGGCAGAUGUAGCCGAAGACACGGAGGAGGACUACGACUGCCCCAUCUGUCAGGAGGUUUUGAAAAUGCCCAUCCGCACCAAGAACUGCCACCAUGUGUUCUGUAGGAGCUGUUUUCAGAUGGCGGUGAGAAGUCAGGGCCCUCAGUGUCCGCUGUGCAGAAGCCCUGUGUCCGAGAGAGAGCACAGAGCCACAGACAUCCAGCAGAGGAUGAGAGAGAAGAAGGGCAAAUGCAGAUCAUGUGGAAAAGAGAAAUUUCUCAGCAAGAUGAGGCUCCACUACAGAACCUGCAAGAAGUAUAUUGAGGAAUUUGGUCCUAUUACUGAAGCCACAGUAUCACUUCCUACCCAAACUCCUAACUUACCACAAAGCAGUGUAUUUAACCCCAACAUCCCCAUUCCUACACCCUCUAACAGUGCAGGGAGAGUGUAUGCUUGUCCUUACUGCUCACUCAUGGACCUCAGUGACACGGCCCUGGUGGAGCACUGUGUUCGCCAACAUCAUCAAGAUAACACUCCAAUCGUGUGUCCAAUCUGCGUGUGUAUGCCGUGGGGGAACCCCAACUACACCAGCCGUAACUUUAUUGGCCAUUUGGCGCUGAGACACUGCUUCAGCUACACCAGCUACAUGCAUGAAAGUGAAGAUGAAGAUGUGCAGCUCUUCUGGGCGCUGCAGAUGUCAGUCCAGGAGUUUUGAAAAAUCGUUUCUUUCUGCCUCGCCAGAGAAUCCGCACUUUAGCCGAUUGCUGAAAAAUACAUCAGUAGUAGACAUUUUAAGUCUUUUUCUUCUUCUUCUUGUUCUUCUAUUUUUAUAGAGAUUAGUGUAUUAUUGUAGACAUUUAGCUUUAAAUGACAAUUUUAAGAAAAUGUUUUGCUAAAACUGAUCAUUUUUUACGCACACAAUGCAAUUUUGAAAUUCCUGUAAUGAAAUGCUGAAUGUAAUCAUACAGUCGCUGCACAUUCGCUCUGACAUUAACAGCCUUUACUCUCCAGAUAAUAAACUGACCAUCAGUUUGCACAGAUGCCUAACUGAUGUCUUCUCAGGAAAGUUUUAUGAUUCGUACAGCAGUUUUGUGUACUCUGAAAGAGACUACAGUUUCUGACAGUUCGACACUUUUUUUAAACAGUAUUUACAUUUUUGGCAGUAAAACAUGUUAAAAACAUACUGUGAGAAAUUACAAAAUAAUCAUCUUGAUAUAUGAAUGCAGAUACAAUUGUCUUUAAUUUCAUUUAAACUGUAUAAAAUGUACAAGCCAAUAA
This is a messenger RNA of Pangasianodon hypophthalmus (striped catfish), 1806 nucleotides long. RefSeq names its product E3 ubiquitin-protein ligase RNF138. Lineage: Eukaryota; Metazoa; Chordata; Actinopteri; Siluriformes; Pangasiidae. The coding region runs from base 500 to 1243 and encodes 247 amino acids. The record is from RefSeq and is a predicted model, not a curated record. The transcript is spliced from 7 exons.